GGCAGAGUGUUGCGACUGAUUUGAAGCUUCACAAACAAUCCUCGUCGAGAAUGGCGCGCGUCAAUGGCUUCAGCAACACUUCGCACACUGUGUGAUCACCAUCCCAAAUGACCCACAAUUCAAAAUUUCUUCGCAGCGACUGGGUUGUCUGUUUUCAGACCAUGAGCGGAAUUCGAAAGCUGUAUUCACCGUUGGAGCUAUGGAACAGUUGUACACGCUGUUCCACAGGGCAGGAAAAGGGUGUGUUGUGGCAAUAGAGUUGAUCGAGAUGGAGGCGUUGAAGCACAUCCAAGAGGCUGUGGGAGUGGUGACGAGGUUUGAUGGAAGAGGAGUGUGUGAUGCUGGCGACGUGUUGGCCCAGUGCAAGAAUUGGGGUAUUACUGCGGAGCUGAAGCCCCAUCAAGCUGAGGGGGUGUCAUGGCUCAUUGGCCGUUACGUGCUUGGCGUCAAUGUCAUUCUGGGUGAUGAGAUGGGAUUAGGGAAGACGCUGCAGUCCAUUGUGUUGCUUGCGUACUUGAAAUUCGCACGCUCUUGCAAAGGCCCAUUUUUGGUGAUAUGCCCAUUGAGCGUAACAGAAGGAUGGGCUCUGGAGAUGGCAAGAUUUGCGCCAAAGUUGAGGGUAUUGCGGUAUGUUGGAAACAAAGGAGAGAGAGAAGAGUUACGCAGAAGUAUCAGCGAGCACGUUAAUAAGCAGGCCCCGUCUGCUCGGACAAAUCCAGAUUUGCCGUUUGAUGUACUUCUAUCGACUUAUGAGCUUGCGAUGGCUGAUGUAUCAUUCUUAAGCCGUAUACGCUGGAGUUAUGCUAUUAUUGAUGAAGCUCAACGCCUUAAAAAUGCUGACAGUGUGCUUUUCAAAACCCUUGACGAGCAGUAUAUGUUACCCCGACGCUUGCUGCUCACCGGAACCCCAGUGCAAAACAACCUUUCAGAACUUUGGGCAUUGCUACACUUUUGCAUGCCUUUAAUCUUUACCAAUGUAGAAGAGUUUCUUGAUGCUUUCGGGCCAGCUGCCGCUGCUACACAUAAAGAUGGAGACAAAAUUGUUGAUAAGGAAGACUCAAUUCUGACAAUUCUACGGGAAACUGUCAAAGUUUUUAUGCUGAGACGUACAAAAGCUGCUCUUGUUCACUCAAAGGCUCUUGUUCUUCCCCCUCUUACUGAAGUUACCAUAUUUUCUCCUAUGGCUAAUAUUCAGAAGCAAGUGUACGUCUCAGUAUUGAAGAAGGAAUCUCCAAAGAUUAUCGGUGACAGUCCUGGAACAGCAACGUCACUGCAGAAUAUUGUUAUCCAGUUAAGAAAAGCUUGCAGCCAUCCCUAUCUCUUUGAUGGGAUCGAACCAGAACCAUUUCAAGAGGGUGAGCACAUUGUUGAGGCUAGUGGAAAGCUGAAGAUGCUCGAUGUGAUCCUGAAAAAGCUGCAUGCUAGUGGUCAUCGUGUUCUUAUUUUUGCUCAAAUGACCCGCACGCUGGACAUACUUCAGGACUACCUGGAGUAUCGGAGCUAUUCGUAUGAACGCCUUGAUGGUUCAGUUCGUGCAGAGGAGCGGUUUAACGCUGUUCACAGCUUUAGCGCAGGUCACUCGAAAUGUGGUGGUGAUGCCAAGUCUGGCAGCGCAUUUGUGUUUCUGCUCACUACCCGUGCAGGAGGUGUUGGCUUGAACCUCAUCGGUGCAGACACUGUUAUCUUUUACGAGCAAGACUGGAACCCUCAAGCUGACAAGCAGGCGUUGCAACGAGCACAUAGAAUAGGGCAGAUAUCACCUGUAUUGGCUAUUAAUCUUAUUACACGUCACACAAUUGACGAGGUGAUAAUGAGGAGGGCAAAAAAGAAACUAGAGCUCACUUGCAAUGUGAUUGGGCGGGACGAUGCGGAUUUGGAAACUCAUGGUCCUGCAAGUGCCGUCUCGACAGACUUGAGAUCCAUGAUAAUGUUUGGGAUUAAUACGCUUCACUCGUCCGAUGCUACCCAAGAUACUGAGGUUGGUCGUAGCUCAGAGCUGGAAAGAAUUGUGGAAGCUGCGUUGAACCAGCGUGGCAAAGCAGGCCCUGGCUUGUCAAAUGCCACUGAAUUCGGCAAUGUCGAACUCGUUACAUUAGAUGCCCAAGACGAUGGCGCUGAAAACUUUUACAAUUAUGAAGGCAAGGACUUUGCGAAGCCGGCUGAUAAAGCACUGCUGGAAUCUUGGGCUGUGCAUGCGAAUGCAAGUAAUGGAGAUGAACCUAGCACUCGGCGAACACGCAAAGUAAAAGCUUCUUAUUUGAGUGACGAUGCAGACAAGGACAACUCCAGGGCUCAGAAGAGGCAGAAAGCAGAAGAUAAGAAACACGCAAAAUGGAAAUCACUUGGAUAUCAUACAUUAGCCAUUGACGAUCCUGGUGCAGGACUUCAGCCAGCUCUUUCAAGUGACAACGUGGGCAGCGAUGUUCAUUUUGUGAUUGGCGAUUGCACAGUUCCUGUGACAACGCGCCCAGACGAACCCUGCAUCAUAUUAUCAUUCGUCGAUGACUCUGGAGUGUGGGGUAGUGGAGGAAUGUUUAAUGCUGUUGCAAAGCUUUCCUUCAAGAUUCCAGAAGCUUAUGAAGCAGCUCAUGAAGCUGAGGAUUUGCACCUUGGUGAUUUUCAUCUAGUUCCUUUACCUGGAGAUAGGAGAUUUGUUGGAGUAGCAGUAAUUCAAACUUACAGCCGCAGAAGGAAGGUCCCUCGCAGUGACAUCUCCAUCUCAGCCUUCGAAACGUGCCUUCGCAAAGUUGUUACCGCCGCCAAGGCGCGCUCUGCGUCUGUGCACGUGCCAAGAAUUGGGUCGCGGGGGCAAGGGAAGAACGAGUGGUAUGCGGUGGAGCGGCUGCUGCGAAAGUAUGCGACGGGCUACGACGUGCCGUUCUAUGUGUACUACUACAGAAGACCUUGAGGGACAUUGAAGAUCAUGUAACACCAUGAGAGAAGAAGUAGGUGUGUUAGUGUUAGUGUUGGUGAUUGGUGCAACAAAGGGCAGCGUUGUACGUUGCAGAAAAGAGUAAAACAUCAGGUCGUAGUGCUGCUGCUGCUGUUUCUGUCACAUUUGGGAGACAAAUUCAAGCGUCUUGGUGUGUUGAUUGUACAGCUGAUUGCCAUUUAGCGUCGACUUUUUGCAAAUUUUGUUCGACAGGAGUUGAAAUGAUGAAUGAUGUUUUUCGGAGGCA
Molecule: messenger RNA, 3179 nt
Organism: Physcomitrium patens
Lineage: Eukaryota; Viridiplantae; Streptophyta; Bryopsida; Funariales; Funariaceae
Product: putative helicase CHR10
Biological process (GO): chromatin remodeling; DNA repair
Molecular function (GO): DNA helicase activity; ATP binding
Source: RefSeq, a predicted model, not a curated record